Monodelphis domestica (gray short-tailed opossum) is the source of this 3712-nucleotide messenger RNA. RefSeq names its product synaptojanin 2 binding protein (gene SYNJ2BP). Gene Ontology annotation, biological process: receptor clustering; embryo development; receptor localization to synapse. Gene Ontology annotation, molecular function: protein kinase binding. Gene Ontology annotation, cellular component: basolateral plasma membrane; cell junction. NCBI's taxonomy places the organism in Eukaryota, Metazoa, Chordata, Mammalia, Didelphimorphia, Didelphidae. The record is from RefSeq and is a predicted model, not a curated record.
CCUUCCUCCUCUUCCUGUCCGGGGCGGCUGAUGAAACUGAAAGUGCUGCUGCUGCUGCAGCUGGGGCGCCUUUUUUUUUUUCACCUUCAGUCCUGUGAACACUACGGGGGGGUGAAUCCGGUCGGGGGGUGGAAAACCCUGGGUCCUGGGUAAAGCAUGAACGGAAGAGUGGAUUAUCUGGUCACGGAAGAAGAGAUCAACCUUUUCAGGGGACCCUCAGGGCUGGGCUUCAACAUCGUCGGAGGGACAGACCAACAGUAUGUGUCCAACGACACUGGCAUCUACGUCAGCCGAAUCAAAGAGGAUGGGGCUGCGGCCCAGGAUGGGCGGCUCCAGGAGGGGGAUAAGAUCCUCUCGGUGAACGGCCAAGACCUGAAGAAUUUGCUGCAUCAGGAUGCCGUGGACCUCUUCCGAAAUGCUGGUUCUGCCGUGUCUCUGAAAGUGCAGCAUAGGGUCCAGGUGCAGAAUGGACCGUUGGGCCAUCGAGGGGAAGGAGAACCAAGCGGAGUCCCUGUUGCCAUGGUGCUGGUGCCAUUGUUGGCUGUUGCCAUGGCAGCAGCCUGGGUCAUCAUGAGAUAUCGGCAGCGGCUGUGAUAAGAAUUUGUUUUCCCCCAGAGCCCCCUGAUGAUCUUUCUCCCUCUCUCUGUCUGCCCACCUAUCCACUUCUGUACAGAGCCACCACACGAUUUAAAGAGAACGAAUGGACUGUUCUGUUCUGGACUGAUGUUGGGGAGGGCUUGUCCAACUACUGAAAAGCUGUCAUUCUUCCGAGGAGGGUGGAGGAGUGGGAAAUGGGUUGGCGAGCUGAAGGAGAGAGUGCUGGGUAUGGGAGAGAUGGGUAUUCAUUAGGGUAACCCGCGGUCCAGCCAUGGGCCUCAUCCCCUAGCUAGGAAAAUCCUGCCAAUCUGCUCACCCAGGGUGAUACCUUUCCUCUUGCCUGGCCUGUUUCAAGGCCGGUUGUGUGAGCUGAGAGAAAGAGAAAGGGUUUUCCUCUUUUAGUGAUCUUACUUGGAAACUCUUUCCGGUCCUCACUUUUUUCCUGUCUACAAACCUAGGUGCCUACAUUGAACAAAGGAGAAUGAGGGGGCCAUUUUUACCAUUGAAAAACAUGAUGAUAGUAAAUGCCAUAUGGAGAAUUAAAGAGACAAAAUAUUUUGUGGUUUUUAGGUUUUUGGUGUUAGGGCUUGUGCUUUUUUUUUUUUAACCCUUACUUCUGUCUUAGUAACAACACAAAGACAGAAGGACAAGGGCUAGGCAAAUGGGGCUAAGUGAAUUGCCUAGGGUCACAGUGAGGCAGUGUCUGAGGUCAGAUUUGAACUGAAGUUCUUUCUACUCAGACCUGGUGCUCUAUCCACUGUGCCACCUGGCUACCCUGGACUUAUACUUAGUUCUUCAUAAUGAGAGGGCACUAUGGAAGGGUCCUGGGCUUAGAGAGAGAAGCUGAAGGAACUAGCCAGAGAUUUCUCAGGGAAAAUAUUUUUUCCCAUGACAGCUAUGUGGGAGAGGUUUUUUCACCCUUUAAUUUAUAGGCACUUCAUAAAAAAUCUUUGCAAAAAUAAAGUCCAAGACCUUACAUUAAGAAAUUUUAUAAUUUAUAAAACAGCUGUCUCUCUCUCCCACAGAACACCCCAAUUCCCCACAUGCUUUCUUCCUUUCUCUUUGUUCUUUCUUUCACUGUCUGCAUAUCCCUAACUUUGCCUGGAGACCCUUUACCCUAAACUCUCCUGGUCCCCAUAUGUUUUGAGACCUGGCCCCUCCAGAGCAUCCAGAGUCUCACUGUUGCAUGGUUGCCUGUUUACAUGCCAACGAGCCCAGAUGAUGGCCCUGUGAAUGCCAAGUUGAGAACUGAAAUCAAGUUUUGUUCGGUCAGGAGCAUCCAGGAUGAUUCUAGGCAAAACUCCUCAGAGCAAGGCAAGAGGUAAAGGGGCUCUCUCCCAGGUCUCUCCUCUUCCCUCUACCCAUCUUGGAUAGUACUUCCAUGUCCUGUGCCAAAAUAUAGCAAUUAGCAUUCUCUACUCCAUCAGCAUUCAGUUCCGGGGUCCCAUGCCACUAUAGCCUAUACAUUCAGCUGUAGAAAGGUCUGUGAGCUUGAAGGGGUAACCUGAUUGCCUCCUGGGCUACUAAAAAUUGUCCUUUUCAUCCUGUGGUCCCCUGUGAGAUGAAGUUAGCUAGGUAGGUGGUCCAGUUGUGUUAGGUGCCCACUAAUGCCCAUCAAUCAGACUCCUGGCAGCUCCUGAAAGAAGUCAGCGGGAAAUUGAUUUCUUCCAGUAAACAAAUAUUUAUUGAGAUGCAAGGUCACCACAAAGCCUUUUAGCCUAGUUUUAUCUAGCUAUCCUUCAGGCUACCCUGUCCUGAUAAGGGAAACCUGUCUGCAGUACAGACAACAGAAGCGGGGUCCAAACUCAAGGUUCAGGAUUUAGUCGGUGUGGGCACUUCCCCCCAGGGAUUCCUUCACCCUCUCCUCCCAGGUGAUUCCUCUGUUUUCUCUCCCAGCUCACUGAAGGUCUCCCUACUGCAGUUGGGGAUGGGUUGUUGCCUCUUGGGCUGCCCAUCUGUAUGUGUAUCCUAACCGUGUGGCCGCUUCUCCUGCCUCUCUGUUCCUUGGUGCCUUCAGUGACCUUGUGGCGUGUCCCCCUGCCACCAUUCUGUGGCAUUGGUAAUUGCCUGUCCUGCAUCUUUCUGUCACUCUUUGCAUUAUGAUGUUCGUUCUUCCGAAUGGGUGGUGUGUUUCAUCCACCUCUUCUGGGAUCGCUGGGAGAAUGUGAGCAUGAAAGAGGUGGGCUUGAUUGGCAGUGAGCCCUUGGUCUUACAGAAAUCCCAGCCCUGAGUGCUGAUAGGAUCUUAUCCAACCUCGCCUUCUUUUUUUUUUUAAUUUUAUUUAAUUGAUUAAUUAAGAGAAUUUUUCCAUGGUAACAUGAUUCAUGUCCUCCCAACCCCCUCCCACAGCCAACGAGCAAAUCCACUGGGUUUUACAUAUAUUGUUGAUCAAGACCAUAUUUCAUAUUAUUUCUAUAUUUGCACUAGGGUGAUCAUUUAGAGUCUACAUCCCCAAUCAUAGCCCCAUCAAACCAUGGGAUCAAGCAGUUGUUUUUCUUCUGUGUUUCUACUCUCACAGUUCUUCCUCUGGAUGUGGACAAUGUUCUUUCUCAUAAGUCCCUUAGAAAUGUCCUGGAUUGCUGCAUUGCUACUAAUGGAGAAGUCCCUUACAUUUGAUUGUACCUCAGUGUAUCAGUCUCUGUGUACAAUGUUCUCCUGGUUCUGCUCCUCUCGCUCUGCAUCACUUCCUGGAGGUUGUUCCAGUCCCCAUGGAAUUCCUCCACUUUAUUAUUCCUCUUAGCACAAUAGUAUUCCAUCACCAACAGAUACCACCAUUUGUUCAGCCAUUCCCCAAUUGGAGGGCAUCCCCUCAUUUCCCAAUUUUUUUGCUGCCACAAAGAGCAUCUCGCCGUCUUAAUAUGGAGCUCAGUUCAUUUUCUGUCUUCAAGACUUCCCCAAGAUAAACGUAUUGAUCUCUAUUCGGCUGCUUGUGACAAUUUGGGCCAUCUGCUUUUUUCUUUCACUGUGUUUCCCCCUGGUGUGGAUGACUAGACCAAUCUCCUUCAUUUGCUGUGAAGGCUUUGUUGUGUUUCAGGGCUCAAGGCAAUGAGGGGACUACAAAUAAUUGCAUUCUAUUAUUAUUGUUUCUAAAUAUACACAUUUUUAAUGCCAAAAA